UUCACUAAUUUAUGACACUUGUGAUUAUGCCUUGACCGUGCAUGACGUAUUUUACCAUGAAGUCAUGCACGGCAAGUGACCAACCUUGCGCGUUGUCAAUGUCUACUUGUAUGCUCAAUGUGUACGUGGUUCCUUCUGUAGAGAGUUCGUAUGCAGGGCAUGAUAAUAUUCACAGUGCAACAAACUGAAAGCAGCAUGCCAAUUCCUCAACUGCGGAUAUCCUUCAGCUUGCUCGACGAAUAGAGUUAUGUUUCUACGCUGUAACAUUCUAUGUCAUCCCCUUGUUUUAAAUAGGGCACUUGGAACUUACCCAAGAUGUGCACAUUUUUUUGCAGUGAUCACGCAAUAUACCUGUUCUCCAUUUGGAAAGUGCGCAAUGAGCAAUAAUAGCUUCUGGGUCUAAAAAUACGAUGGAUGGUCACUUGUGUCGUGAGAAACACUGACCAUACAUCUUUAGUACACCCUUGUGUACAGAAAUAAUGAUUUUUUAUGCUAAACAGUUUCCAAUCAUUCCAACACAUCAGGCAAAAAGGACUGAUGAGGCAACGAACAAGGACAGCCAUCGAUUGCCGAAAAUCGCCACCGGUGAUCUGUCCUGCCAAGUAAAUCUUGCCACAAUCUCAACCUAUGCACAGCUAUAUCUGAUCGAACUUGAGGAAGCGAUAAAGCUACACAUUCGAAGACAAAAAUAAUAUUCAUCACAAGCGUCAUCAGUGCAGAGCCCUGAAAAUGGAGUCUGGAUUAUUUUGUGGCACAUUAGGAUCGAAGCUUUUGAGAUGCGCCAUCGAUGGACAUUAUUGACUGUUGUUUGGGGGUAGAAAGAGACUGAUAGGGAGGGGCCGAAAUUCUGGCCUAGAUUUGUGGGAAUGUCAGCUCACGAUCCCACCAACACGCGUCACUGCAUGAGCAAUCACCAUUGUCUUGCCAUUGAUCGAUCAGCGGAUCGCUACAUCCAUCGUCGUGCAUUAGAUCUUCUGGCCUGCUCUAGAGCCAGAUCGAUCGAGGCCACACUUAGACUAUCCCUCUCCCUGCUACCAGUGGGGUUGAAAAGUGCACUCUCUUGCUGAUCAGCUUGUUUUCUCUGGUUGUGACACCAACGACGCAUUUCUAGAUCCGAAUACUUGUAAGUUGGGUGGCACAUUGUGAUUGUUAUGCUCAGAUCUUGGCGUUUUGAGCAUUUUGGGUGUUUUGAGAACUUGAUUAGCCAUUUUUGUGGGUGUUCGGCGUUUGGUGUUAAAGGGUUAAUUGGUGGACCGAUCGGAGAGCUUGAAGGAUGGUGCUCUUUAAAGUUGUGAAGCAGGAGACUAAGGCGAUCGAUGGCCAAAAGCCUGGUACCUCUGGUUUGCGUAAGAAGGUGACAGUGUUUAAGCAGGACCAUUACCUUGCCAACUUUGUGCAAGCCACCUUCGAUGCCCUUCCUUCUGACAAAGUGAAAGGUUCCAACAUAGUCGUGUCUGGUGAUGGCCGUUACUGGUCAACGGAAGCUAUCCAGAUCAUCAUCAAAAUUGCCGCAGCUAAUGGCGUAAAGAGGGUCUGGGUGGGGCAGAACACUCUUCUUUCCACCCCUGCCGUGUCUGCAAUCAUCCGAGAGCGAGUGAAUAGUCAUGGUGAAAAGGCGUACGGUGCAUUCAUUCUGACCGCCAGCCACAACCCCGGUGGUCCCGACGAGGACUUUGGAAUCAAGUACAAUUGUGAAAACGGAGGCCCAGCUCCUGAAAGCUUGACCAAUAAAAUCUACGAAAACACCAAGAAAAUCACGGCAUAUCAUACCGCAGAUGGCAUCCCAAACGUUGACGUCACCAAGAUUGGUGUUACCAGUUUUGAGGGACCUGAUGGCACCUUUGAUGUAGAGGUGUUCGACUCAACUGAGGACUAUGUGAAGUUGAUGAAGACUAUUUUCGACUUCACAGCGAUCAAGGAUUUGAUUACCAACCCCAAGUUCAGCUUCUGUUAUGAUGCACUGCAUGGCGUUGCUGGUGUGUAUGCUAAGAAGAUUUUCUUGGAGGAAUUGGGAGCGAAGGAAAGCUCACUGUUGAAUUGCGAACCCAAGGAAGACUUCGGUGGAGGUCACCCUGAUCCCAAUUUGACCUACGCUAAGGAACUCGUGCAAGUUAUGGGAUUGGGCAAGACUCAACCUGACGAGAUUCCGGAAUUCGGUGCCGCUGCUGAUGGUGAUGCUGACCGAAACAUGAUUUUGGGCAAGAAGUUCUUUGUGACUCCAUCAGACUCUGUAGCUAUCAUUGCUGCUAAUGCUGUUGGGGCUAUCCCCUAUUUCAGUGGUGGUCUGAAAGGAGUUGCAAGGAGUAUGCCUACUUCAGCUGCCCUGGAUGUGGUGGCUAAGAAGUUGAACCUGGAGUUUUUCGAGGUACCAACAGGAUGGAAGUUCUUUGGUAACCUCAUGGACGCAGGCAUGUGCUCGGUGUGCGGUGAAGAGAGUUUUGGAACAGGUUCUGACCACAUUAGAGAGAAGGAUGGAAUUUGGGCCGUUUUGGCAUGGCUCUCUAUCCUUGCUCACAGGAACAAGCAGGCUGGUGGUGACAAGCUUGUGACAGUGGAAGAGAUUGUCACUGAACACUGGAACACUUAUGGUCGUCAUUAUUAUACACGUUACGACUAUGAGAAUGUGGACUCCGAUGAUGCAAAGAAACUCAUGGCUCAUCUUGUUGAUCUCCAAUCAAAGCUUGGCGAUGUGAACAACUUGAUCAAGGAGAUUAGACCUGAUGUUGCCGAGGUUCAAGAAGCUGACGAGUUUGAGUAUAAGGAUCCAGUUGACCAGUCCAUAUCCAGCCACCAGGGUAUCCGCUACCUGUUCAAGGAUGGUUCUCGGCUGGUGUUCCGUCUCUCUGGAACUGGUUCAGUGGGCGCUACGAUUCGUCUGUACAUUGAGCAAUACGAAGCUGAUCCUGCCAAGAUAUUCGAACCCUCUGCCGAGGCGUUGGCACCUCUUGUGGAGGUAGCUUUAAAGCUUUCGAAAAUGGAGGAGUUCACAGGCCGCUCGGAGCCUACAGUCAUCACUUAAAUAUUAUGCUAAUGGCAAGCAGAGGAAAGCGAGGCAGAAAAUGGCUUAUGCAGCUGGCAACAUCUUGCAUUGUUCACCAGCAGCAUCAGCCUGAAUUCAACUACAUUCAUAUUUGGAAGGAGUUUAGCUAUGGCCAACAGUUUAGAUGUUUACAUGGAUAUGUAUGGCCGGAAAGUGCAAAAAUUGUAGCCAACUGUGCCGAACCGAUUUCUUAACGUUGUAUUUAUUUUUAAUUUAAGAACGUGAUCACAGUAAUGCGCUCCAGUAUUACUUGGCAUUUUCUAUGUUGACAUUUA
This is a messenger RNA of Physcomitrium patens, 3315 nucleotides long. Its product is annotated as phosphoglucomutase, cytoplasmic 2. The record is from RefSeq and is a predicted model, not a curated record. Gene Ontology annotation, biological process: carbohydrate metabolic process. Gene Ontology annotation, molecular function: phosphoglucomutase activity; magnesium ion binding. NCBI's taxonomy places the organism in Eukaryota, Viridiplantae, Streptophyta, Bryopsida, Funariales, Funariaceae. Gene Ontology annotation, cellular component: cytosol.